This is a messenger RNA of Ramularia collo-cygni, 1242 nucleotides long. RefSeq lists its product as uncharacterized. The transcript has a single exon. NCBI's taxonomy places the organism in Eukaryota, Fungi, Ascomycota, Dothideomycetes, Mycosphaerellales, Mycosphaerellaceae. The coding region runs from base 1 to 1242 and encodes 413 amino acids. The record is from RefSeq and is a predicted model, not a curated record.
AUGGAUUGCUGCCAACUCUCCCCGUCAACACCACCACCUGCCAUGCCUCGCUGGAUACGAUUUAAGAAAGAGAAGGAACCAGAGUUCCUUCCAGAGCAGCGCCCGGUAGCUCGCGCAGAAUUAAAAGACGGCGCAUUGAAUAUGCUAGAAGGUGACUUGGACGCUGCCUUUACCUCUCCCCAAUGGCCCGUCUCGCCGAUAAUCAACAAUCAGAAUGGAAAUUCUGCCCUGCCGGACUCCGUCGACUCCACGCCUAGCACAACUCGAUCUUUUGCARAAAUACAAGGCAAUCACAAAAAGUCCGUGCAGCUCGUCUCUCCCGAGGAUUCACAUAGCGGAGACUCUUCGAUACAGGCCCGACCUUCCGAUCUUUCAUUCCUGCAAUUUCGUCCCACAGAGAACACAAAUUACGCUCGCGUUUUCGCCCGGGCGGUUCUGGAAGGAUAUCGAUCCAACCUGAUAUCCGGCGUCAGCCAGAGAGAUAGAGUUCUAGCCGAACGAGUAGUCCAAGGCGAGGGCAAGGAUCUGAUAUUUCGACCAGCGUACAUUGCUACAAACACGGUCUGGAACGGCCAGGAUCCGCGACUUCGCAGAGCCACGCUCACGCAUAUCUUGGGAAUUGCCAGCGCGGACUGCAACAUCGAUGAUUGUCCCUAUCGCGGUAGCUCCUGUGUAGGAUGUGAAGAUCCUCAAUUUGGAGUCUUUGAAGGCUGCCGACAUUCGCAUGAAAGUCCCAAGAAAUUGGGUUGCGCAAAUUGUUGCGUAGGAGCCAUAUCCUCGGAUUGCUCUGUCAGGAGUGAGAGGAAGGAUUCCAAGGACAUUCAUCGGGAAUCCACUCUCCGGCCGAGAGAAUCUCGCGUUAUUGAUCAAGAGCAGGUCAUACGACAGAGGGAAUCUAGGGCAUUUGUUCCUUCUUUGGUGGAUAACCGACCGAGAAUGAGGAGCUCGCAUGCUCUAUUCCAGGACUUGGCACCAGUAUCGGAAAGUCAGAAACGUGCGGCGUCGAAAGUCGGGCCUGUCCUCAAUCAAUUCUUCGUCGGCGAUCGGGAUGGGAAGCCCAAUGAUUUUGAUAUUUGGAUGGCGAUGAGGAAGAGGGCGAUUGAUUAUGAUCCGGAAAUGUUGGAGAUGGAGUGUAGGCUGGCGAAACUUUGGAGUAAUGUUCUUGAGGAUGAGCGUGGGAAGCAGAAGGCUGUGGCGUUUCGCAAUGAGGGAGCGGCGGAAGUUGAAGGAGAUCGUCCGUAG